AUGCAUUGUGUCAUACAACAAAUAUCCGAGUCUCUUGGUAGCAUUGAGCGCGCCAAGGUUUUCUACUUGUGCGAAAUUUUGGACACGGAUAAUACAGCUGUCCGUGUGAAGGAGACGCUUACCUCCAAAGUCAUGAGCUAUGACGCGGACAGUCUGUUCCUGGCUGAGCUCAUGCUCCAUUUGAGAAGGUAUGACAUCCUGAGAAAGGUCCUGGGGUCCAGCAAGGAUGAAGUGGAGAGGGCUUUGGGAUCCAGGCAGGUUUUACCCAGAUUCAGAGUACUAAUGGCGCAUAUAAGCGAAGAUAUGACCAACGACGAUAUUAAGAGUGUGAAAUUUCUGCUAAGUGACAUGCUACCGCGUGAGAAAAUAGAAUCUGCAAAGAACUUCCUGGACGUGAUUAUAGAGCUAGAGAAGCUGGGUAAAAUUUCCCCCAAACGAGUGGACUUUUUGGAGGAAUGUUUAAGGAUUGUGGGCAGAAUUGAUCUCGCCAAAAAACUCAAGAUGUUCAAGAUGUCAGUAAACCUGCCAACAACUGAAGAAGUUGUACACCACGCCUGCCAGAAUCCAGUAAAUCGAUACACCUUUACCAGCGAACCCAGAGGAGUUUGUCUUAUUAUAGACUGUGUGGGUAACGAUGGAGAGAUGCUGGAGCACACGUUUAAGUCGCUGAACUUUGACGUGACUCUACAUAAAUGGCUCGGUCUGAUUGAGACCGUUACGACGCUCAAAAGCGUUUUUCGUGGAGGUUCUGACCACAGAGGCGACGGCCACGUCUGCUGCAUCGUCAGUCGUGCAACUGACAAUCACCUCCUGGCCACAGAUUCGGAUUGCGAAGGGCUCCGUCUUCAAGAUGUUCGGCGACUCUUUACCGGGGCUGGCUGUUCGGCGUUGGUUGGCAAGCCAAAGCUGUUCUUUGUCCAGAGUUACACUGUACCAGCGUUACAACCCUUUGUCGGAGGGAACUACUGGGAUGAUGAGCAACUGGAAACGGAUGGCGGGGGUGGUCAGUUGCAAACUGAUAGUACUCCGUUUGAUGCAGAUGUGCUGUGGAGUCACUGCCGAACUGGAGAACAGCAACUACAGGAAGGUCAACAUCACUCCGUGUAUCUUAAGGCUUUGACAGGAGCUUUAAGUGGAUGCCAAAGAAGGAGCAGACAUGUGAUUGAUCUACACGAGGAGGUGGAUAAAGUGAUCAUGGAGCACAACAGCAGGCAUCCUGGAGCAGAAUACCACAUAGACCUAAAAAACACUUUGACCAAAAAUCUGUACUUAUAA
This is a messenger RNA of Nerophis lumbriciformis (worm pipefish), 1275 nucleotides long. NCBI's taxonomy places the organism in Eukaryota, Metazoa, Chordata, Actinopteri, Syngnathiformes, Syngnathidae. The record is from RefSeq and is a predicted model, not a curated record.